Messenger RNA from Dictyostelium discoideum AX4, 2037 nucleotides. RefSeq names its product DDHD domain-containing protein. The transcript has 2 exons. The record is from RefSeq and is a predicted model, not a curated record. NCBI's taxonomy places the organism in Eukaryota, Evosea, Eumycetozoa, Dictyosteliales, Dictyosteliaceae. Gene Ontology annotation, molecular function: metal ion binding. The coding region runs from base 1 to 2037 and encodes 678 amino acids.
AUGAAUUAUAAUAUAAGUAUAAAUAAUUGUGAUUUACCAAGUAACAAUAACAAUAACAACAAUAAUAAUAAUGAAAAUAAAAUAAUUGACCAUUUAAUAAUUACAGUUCAUGGUAUUGGUAAACAUGAAGAAAAAUGGAAUGAAAAAAUUAUAAAAAUUAAUCAAACUUAUCAAAAUGUUACAAAAAUAACAGAAAGAAAUAAGAAUUGUAAAUUCAUAGGUCUUGAAUGGCAUUCAGGAGUUCAUAAAAAGACAGAUGCAUUUAUAAAGAAAGUUACACCAAACACUAUUCCAGUUGUACGUGAAUUGAUAAAUCAUACAUUAUUAGAUAUAUUAUUAUUUACAAGUCCAACAUUUAGUCAACAUAUCUAUAGUGAAGUUGGUAAUAAAUUGAAUCAAAUCUAUAGGGAUUUCUUAGCUGCAAAUCCGACAUUCAAAGGUAAAGUAUCAAUUCUAGCCCAUUCACUAGGUUCAAUGAUUUGUUACGACAUACUCUGUCAUCAAUUAACCUCAAUAUCAAAGAUUGACUCUUCAACUGAUUCAACCACCUCCAACUAUCAAUAUGAUUCCACCAAUCAUAUUGAUAAAGGUAAUAUCUACUAUUGGAGAAAAUUUAAAGAUGAACAAAAAUUACAACAAAAAUUACAACAACAACAACAAAAUAAUCAUAAAAAACAAAAACAAUUAAAUAAAUUAGAAAAACAAAAAUUAAAACAACAACAACAACAACAACAACAACAUAAGCUAAAAGAUGAUUAUAGUAGUGAUGAAGAAACUGAAUCAGAUAUUGAUGAAAUUGAUGUUGAAGAGGAAUUAAAGAAUAGUUUAUUAUCAAUUAAUUUUCCAAAAUUAGAAUUUGAUGUUUUCAAUCUUUAUUGUAUUGGUUCACCAAUUGGUUUAUUUUGUACAGUUAGAGGUCAUCAAUCAAUUGAUAUACCAAGUUGUACAAAUCUUUAUAAUAUUUAUGAUCCAUCUGAUCCUGUUGCUGCAUUAUUAGAACCUUUAAUUGAUGAAGGUUUUCAAGAUGCUGGUGAAUCUUUAGCUCCUCAUUUUAAAAAAUCAAAACUUGUAAAUAAACUUCAAAAUAAUAAUAAUAAUAAUAAUAAUAACAAUAGUGUAUCAACACCAUCAAUUCAAAAUUCAAUUGAAUUAACUACAGCAACAACAACAACAACAACAACAGCAAAUGUAUCUUCAAAUUCUUCAUUUUCAAAUAAUAAUAAUACUAGUACUAAUAAUAAUACUAAUAAUAACUAUAAUAAUAAUACUAAUAAUACAACAACAACAACAACAAGUAGUACAACUACCAGUAUGCUUUCAAAACUUACAAGUAAACUUAAUUCUGUAAUUAAUAAAAAUUCAACACCAACACCAAUAACUACUAAUACUACAAAUACAAAUAAUACAACAUCAACAUAUAAUAAUUAUAAUUAUAAUUAUAAUAAUAAUAAUAAUGAAAUAAUACCAAAUAAUUCAGCAUUACAAUUAACAACACAAAAACCAAUACCAUCACCAUCAUCAAAUGUAAACGUAUUAGUUGAGGAAACUGAAAUGUUAUCAUUUGAUGGUGCAUCUUCAACAUCAAUGAAAAGGAAUCAAAGUUUUAAUGGUUCUUCUUUUCCAUCAUCAGAUAGUGAAUUUGAUGAUGAAUCAAGUGAAAGAAGUGAAAAAAGUGAUAGAUCAUCCUACAAUCUUUAUAUUGAUAGUCAACAAUUAGAUUCUAAAAAAUCAUCAUUAAAUACUCCAAAUAAACCAUUACCUUUAACACCAUCAAAUAAUAUUAAUAAUAAUAAUAAUAAUAACAACAAUAAUAAUAAUAACAAUAAUAAUAAUAAUAAUAAUAAUAAUAAUAAUAAUAAUAAUAAUAAUACCAAAUAUUUUGGUGGAUAUAGAUUUGAUUACAAAUUAAAACAAACUGGUGUAUUUUCAUCAUUCUCUGAUUAUAGUUCAGUUUUAAAUGCUCAUAAAUCAUAUUGGUUUUCAAAUGAUGUUAUGUACUUUAUAUCUGAAAGACUAUCAUCAAAUGAUAAUAAUUAA